AUGGCCGAGAAAGGAUAUAAUUUAAGACCCAACCGGAAAAAUUCUAACCUAAAUCCGAAUUACGAAUACAACACUCAAACUGACAGCGAGAGCGAGAUUGAAGAAGAACGUCGCCAUCUUGAUGACAUCACAUGCACGGACACAGAACAAAAAACACAUCCACAACAGACAUCAGAACACACAGAGGAAGAAAACAACGAGUCCAUGGACCAAUCAGACAAUAGUAUUCCCAUUCCUACAAGUCUGUUUGCAAAUGUUGCCACUGAACUGUCUAGUAAACAAAGUCUGAAUGUUUCCAAAAUGCCAGGUGAUAGCCAAGGUCACAUUAGCGGAUCAAUAACUCAGACACCCGCACCCGAACACAGCCGAUCGUUACCGAAUAUAGCCGACGACGACGAACGUCACCUAGACCUACCAACACGGCAACGACUUGACAAUCCUAGCGUCACUGUCGUGGAAACCCUCAAACAGAGCAAAACAUUUGAAAACUUCCAAGGCCCAAUCAAAAUUAUAUGCAAUGGAAAUGAAGAGAAAGACCGACAAAUACCAAAAUUCAACGGCCGAAGUGGCAACCCAAAAGAAUAUCGUAAUAAAUUGAAAAGAUAUUACGACAGAGGACUUGAGCGAAACAGUAAUUAUGACCCGAUUGAAUAUCUCAAAGACCUGCUAGAAACUUCAUUCGAAGGUCCCGCCUCAAGAUGGCUACAACUUGUAAAGACUGACUUAAGUUCCUGGGAACAAUUUUCCAACGAAUUCGAAGCUAAAUACUGGUCAAGAGAAGUACAACGCAGCUUAAGAGCCAAAAUCGAAUCAGAAAAAUACCGGUCAAAUGGUACCCUCAGCCGCAGUGAAUACCUUACAGAACGUGUAAUUUCACUCCAAUCUAUGAGCCCUUGCCUAACCGAAGAAGAAAUUGUGACACUGAUGGCAGAGAGAUUUGACUCCAUCAUACAAGACUGCAUCAAUGUACAAAACAUCACCACCGUACGUGCAUUAGAAAGACUUCUACAACGUGAAGACCUCAAAGACGGACCAAAGAAGACACGCACCAACAACCAGAAUCACAACAGCUCAUCCAAUAACCGACCGACAACUCCAAAUCAACAACCACACACCUAUCAUCAAAACGGCCGCUACGAGAAUCAGAGAGCGUACCAACCCAAGAUAACUUCAUAUCACAACAAUUCAUACAACAACAAUCACCAACACAGAAAUUAUCCAAAUCAUCAAAAUUACCGUCCUAACUACAAUCAUCCUACUUACGACCGAAACCAUGAAAACAAACCAUAUCAACGAGACAGAUAUCCUCCACGUAACGGUGACAACAACCAACGGACCUACAGAAACCACCCAACCCAAGAACAAGCUCAGCUCUGCGCAGUAAUAAGACAAAAUAACUACGUGCCAAGUGCUCCUCCAAACAACCAAUCAUCACACAGUUACGAGCCACAAACUCAUCCUGCACCAAAUAUACAGGAAAACGGUUCGGCGCUGUAA
Molecule: messenger RNA, 1497 nt
Organism: Macrosteles quadrilineatus (aster leafhopper)
Lineage: Eukaryota; Metazoa; Arthropoda; Insecta; Hemiptera; Cicadellidae
Exons: 2
Coding region: 1-1497 (498 amino acids)
Source: RefSeq, a predicted model, not a curated record